AUGGCAAAACCCCCAACCGCCCUCCGACAAUGGGUUCAACUCAGAAAAAACCUCUCAACCUCCUCGCCCCUUAAUGUCCUCCAAACCACAUCGAACUCCAGAGCUCCUACCCUCACGCGCACAUCAAUCCAAAGCAGACCCUUCUCCAGCACCCCAAAACCAAACGGAACACCCGCACCCGCAGCCGAACUCGCGCGUAGGCAAAAACUGCGAAGACUGAGACGAGAAGGUGCCUUCAUAAAAUCAGGCCAGCAGGAUUUCCUCGUCGAUGAUAGAGGUCUCUUCUUGGGUAGCCUCGAGCAUUACAAAGUCGACUACGUAGGCACGGAACAGAGUUUAAUGCUCCAACAUGACAAGGUCGCGAAGUGGCAGUAUGCCGCUGGUGUUAGAGAUGGGUUCAUCCCCAAGGGUAUCUCGGAGAAGAAGUUUUAUGAUGUGGGAAAGGAGUUGAUCCAAGCUGCUUUUGAGAGCCCGCCUAAUGGGCAGGCUAUUCGGGCGAUUUCUACUGAUGUCGAUGCCGUCUUUCGUCUUGGUUUCAUGGCUAGUAUCGAACAUAAAUUGCUUCGUGGUUGGAUCGUCUCGUCUUGUGCACUCGCCCGCUCAUCUAUGGCUGUUGUCACUAUUGCGCGUGGUCAAGUCACCGAUACCGAGGUUCCUGCCCCAGGGAAAAAUUCCUGGUUGGUGGAAACCGAGAAACUGGCUAAUGAGGGAUACCCGCCUGCCAUGUUGCUUCAAGCGAAGAUUAUCGGAGCCCGCGGAGACCUUGAAGGAGCACUUGAGAUCCUUGAAAAGAAGAUCAUGCCGUUUUUAACUCCAUCUCAACGACGGCCAAUCGCAUUUGAGGAUAUCACUUUGAACGGACUUUUGCCAUCGCCUUAUCAAUUACAGGCUGUUAUCCUUGCAGCGAUGGGUCAAAAGCUAGACUCGCAGGCUCAUCGUGAUGCAGCGGAUAAAGCACUUGCGAUUGCGGCUACGCAGUACAACGACGUUCAGGCAUUACUGGAUUAUGCUUGUCUCAUGAUGUCACAGGAUAAAUUGGACGUCUAUGAAGAAUGUAUGUCCAAAGCUGCUACUGCUGGUAACCCAAAGGCUUGUCUUUACCUUGCCAACUACUAUUACCUCACUUAUAUGGGUCGCUACCCUACGCAAGCUGAACAAAGACCAACAAGAGAUAAUCCCCACCCCGUCGCUAAUUGGGAACCUAUUUCCCCUUCUGAGGAAUCCAACAAGCCGACAGAACUGACAACAUGGGGACUGAAGUACUAUUUGAGUUAUUUCAAGAACCUCUUCAGAGCUUCCAUGUCUCGUUCGGAGUAUUAUACUCUUUCACGAGAUUGGUACCAGCUCGCGUAUCAUCAUGGUGAACACAGAGCGGCUUUCAUGGCGGCGCUUAUUGAUCGUGAGUUGGGACUUAUGCAUAAUGGGAGAAUGUUUCUGGAACAGGCGCAGAUGCAGCAUGAUCCACUUUAUCGGGAGAAGUUGGAGGAACUGAAGAAUCGUUGGUUUGAUAAGGAUUUUGAGCCUGCCGUUAUGUUGAAGAUGUUGCCUGUACAGUAA
Penicillium malachiteum is the source of this 1557-nucleotide messenger RNA. RefSeq lists its product as uncharacterized. The record is from RefSeq and is a predicted model, not a curated record. Bases 1 to 1557 code for a protein of 518 amino acids. The transcript is spliced from 2 exons. NCBI's taxonomy places the organism in Eukaryota, Fungi, Ascomycota, Eurotiomycetes, Eurotiales, Aspergillaceae.